AUGGCUACUUCUGUUAGAAAUAUUGUAGUUGCUACUACUUUAGCAUUGUUUGAUGAGACUAGCAGCAGUUCGUCAGACGAAGAUGAUGAAAUUCAACCUCUUCUUGCUCUGGCUAUAGUUCGUCGCAAAAAAGCAAAAGUUGAAAAUUAUGUUGAAGAAGUGGUUCCUCGUUACACUUUAGACGACUUUAGGCGUUUCUUUAGAAUGACAAGAGAUACAUUUGAAGUGAUUUGUCAACAACUUGGAACAGUAUUGCCAAGGUACCAAACUGCCCGUCCAUCUGGACGACCUGCCAUACCUCUUCAAAACCAGCUGAUGAUAUUUCUUUGGUAUAUCGGCAGUCUUGAGCCUCUAUGUAGAAUCGGAGAUCGAUUUAAUGUGACCGAGUUCUCAGUGUUACGCAUUCGUCGAAGGAUUUGUAAAAUGUUGUUAAGACAUUUCAAGUCUAAAUAUAUAAAAUGGCCAGAUGGACAAGAUCAACAAACUGUCAUGAAUGCAUUCAGAGAGAAAAAGGAGUUUCCACUUGUAAUUGGAGCUUUAGACAGUACCCAUAUACAAAUUAGACCUCCUAAGGAGCAUCCACAAACCUACGUUAACCGUAAAGGCUACCAUUCAAUCGUUCUCCAGUGUGUAUGUAGAGAGGAUAUGAGGUUUACACAUUGUUUUGCUGGAUGGCCUGGGAGUUGCCAUGACUCUAGGGUGUUAAAGAACACAGACUUGUUUCAGAAUGCACAGCAUUUAUGUCAGGGUGGACACUUAAUAGGAGACGGUGGGUUUCCAUUGAAGGAAUGGUUGAUGACCCCAUUUCGAGAAAUAGGACUCUGA
Messenger RNA from Ruditapes philippinarum (Manila clam), 825 nucleotides. RefSeq lists its product as uncharacterized. NCBI's taxonomy places the organism in Eukaryota, Metazoa, Mollusca, Bivalvia, Venerida, Veneridae. The coding region runs from base 1 to 825 and encodes 274 amino acids. The transcript has 2 exons. The record is from RefSeq and is a predicted model, not a curated record.